Lodderomyces oxycetoniae is the source of this 5949-nucleotide messenger RNA. It is a transcript of the gene STT4, whose product is annotated as 1-phosphatidylinositol 4-kinase. The record is from RefSeq and is a predicted model, not a curated record. Lineage: Eukaryota; Fungi; Ascomycota; Pichiomycetes; Serinales; Debaryomycetaceae. The coding region runs from base 1 to 5949 and encodes 1982 amino acids. The transcript has a single exon. Gene Ontology annotation, molecular function: 1-phosphatidylinositol 4-kinase activity. Gene Ontology annotation, cellular component: cytoplasm; plasma membrane. Gene Ontology annotation, biological process: phosphatidylinositol-mediated signaling; phosphatidylinositol phosphate biosynthetic process.
AUGGAUUACCAAGGAAUUGUCCGCGGUUCCAUUCGUGGGGAGGCUUUAAAAAAAUUGGCUAGUUUAACAGUUGAAUAUGUUCCAGCAAAUUUGAAAGAGAUAAAUACUGGGAUUCAGAAGGACGAUUUUGCAAAGCUUUUGUCUGCAACGCCUAAGGAGUUUCAUGGACGCAAACCCAUAAGUAAUGGAGGUGUUGGGGGUGGUGCUAUAGGUGGUGCUAUAGGUGCUGGAGGAAUAAGCGGCGGGGGCAGUAAUUUGAAUGGGAACAAGUUGUCAGCAGUGGCAAUUGCUCCAAAGGAAUACGAAGUGUUGAUUGCGUUAUGUGACGCUACUAAGAACACAAUGAAAAUUCAGGACCAAGUGAAGACGCUUAUUGAUAAAUUCAAAGUUUACUUAUUUGAGUUGCCUGAUCAAAAAUUCGCCUAUAAUAUAGUGUCCAGCUCCGUGGCUAUAUCCCCAUGGACUUUAUUGAGUGAGAAAUUAACAUGUGGGUUGAUCAAUUUGGCUUAUCAUUCGAACAAAUUGUAUUUCGACAAUGUGGUUGAUAUUUUCCAUCAAUUUAUUGAAAAAUUUUUCGACAAUGUUGAACCACAAUUUUCCAACUUUUUAACAUUGAUGGGGUUUAUCGAUGGGUUGAACAAAAAUGCCAAGUUUUUGAGCUAUUCUUCAAGAACUUUCAAGAUUUUCACUAGUUUGGAUUCUUGUGUGGACAAUUAUGAUUUUUUAAGUGACGUGGAGAAUUAUUCAGAUUAUCUUUAUGACGAACCAAAUGAGUACAAGGGCUUGGUUGAUCGCGAUUUUGCAAUUAAUUUCUCACCUGUUUUGUAUCUUGAAAAAUUAUCGAGAUUGAUGUGCUCCAUUAUUAAUGGUAUUAUUGGAAAUAAGGAUGAGUCCUUGUUGCACUACAUCUUGAAGAGAGCUGCUCAAAGAUAUAGUGAUGAUGACACUGCUAAUCAUGCUAAUAGCAAUGCUACUGCUAAUGGAAUACAAGCUAGAUUGAAGAAUGGAAGAGCAGGAGUAUUGGAGUUUUCAAGAUCAAAUAUGGAGAUCAUUAAGAUUUUAACCGAUUUGGCAUUGAGAAAAUUGGAAUUUGCAGACCGAGGUGAAACAUAUAUUAUUUACUCAACUUUCAAUCGUUUGAAAUUGGGUUACUUGGCCAAGAGCUAUAAUUUACAAGUUUUAAGUUGUGGUAUGUUUACCGAUAACUUGGAUUUGAAAACUUCAGAGAACUUGUUUAGUUCAUGUGUUGGAAUUAGAGACGUUAUGUUGGAUCCCGAUUUAGGACUAACCGUUUUUGAAUUUGGGUGUUUAUUGCUUUUCAAGGAUGAGUCAGUUGGACCUUUGUUGACUAGAGUUUUCACUUCUGUAGUGGCUAAUCCCAAGUUACAACUGCAAUACUGCUUAGAAGCAUCCAAAAGUGUUGGUUUAGGCAGUAAGAAACUACCUCAAGAUGCAGUAAUCACCACUAUUUACUCAUUAACAAAUUUACUUUUUGUUAGUAAUGAAGGCUUGCAGUUACAAUCCAAGAGUGCAAGAAGAGCUAUUAGAAAUGCUACCGGUUUAGAGAAUGGGUCUAUUAGAGAAACAGCAAACUCGCCGUUAUCUUCUAGAAGAACUUCAAUGUCUUCAUUAACACAAGUUUUCAGUAAAGGUGCGGUAUCAAGCGAGUUGGAAGAGAAUGAUUACCUCAAAGUUUGUGAAAAUGCAGUAAUUGCAAUUAUUGAAGUCUCGGAAGCUUGCGAAGACGAAAAGAUUCCUGCAUUAGCAUGUACUAUUUUAUCACAAAAAGUGACCAGAAUUGAGUCAGUGAUUGGCCCAUUAAUCUUGAGAGCUUUAAGUUCAUGCGCUCCAUUUUUACCAGAAAAGGAAUUUAUUAUAUUGGUUCGAUUAUUGAACAAGUUAUCAUUUGAUGCAUUGAGCAAAAAGAAUCUAAGCUUAUUAGCCAAUUUAACCGAGGCAAAGGUUAACUUGGCCAAAAAAUUGAAACAGGAUAGCCCAAUGUACACUGUUUAUUUACGCGAGUUAUUAGUUGCAAUCAUCAGUAAAGGUGAUGUCGAGCAAUUGGAGCAUCAUAGAUCUCAUAAUGAGAUUACCGAAGUUGGUGACCAAAUUGCUAUUUUCUUAAAACCUUUAGCUGCAUUAUUACCCGAUGUUCGUUUAGGGCAGGAACCAUUGAAGAUUAAGAGUAAAGAGAUUAUUGAUUUGUUUAGAAACAUUUGGUUCAAUAUGGUUGUUCACGGCUAUAACAUCAAAGCUAAGAUUUGCCGAACUUACAAGACGGAGUUGGAGAGAAUUGCUUAUAAUUCACCUCCAUUAGGCUCAGAAAUGUCGUGGGAUCGUACGGAAACUUCCAUUGACUUAAAUACUGUUUUGAGAAGAGGUUCUUCUAAUCAUAAUAUCAAAGAUCAUAGAUCAAAUCUUGGCGAUAUCUUUGAAGUUCACCGUACAUUGUCGUACCCCAAAUUGAUGUUUUUGUCAGCAACUGCUUUUAUGGAGACAUUAAGAGUAAGAAGCGGUAACUGCUCAAAGAUCUUGUUGUAUUUCACUGAUCCAUCUAUCAAGAUUGCUGGUCUUGAAAAAUAUUUAGGUCCAAUUGCUUUCCAAAUUGUUAAAGAGUAUAAUAACUUGAUUAGUACUGGUGCCAAUAAGCAAUUCUCGGCUGAUCAUAUUGCAGAGCAAUUGACCAAAAUGUUGACCAUGUUCACUUAUAGUAUUCCAGAAAUGCAAGAUGCCUCUUUGCAGUGUUGCGAUUUAUUGAUCAAUAAAGUUCCUUCAUCAUUGUGUCAUAAAAAGUCAUUGUUUGCCCUUUUUGACUUGCUUGGUUUAUUGUUCCAAAGUAUUGAAGAUGCAGAUGUCCACGAGUAUGAACCUACUACAGUUUUCCGUGCACGUUGUACUGGUAUAAAAAUCGAAAUGUCUGAUGAUUAUAAGUGGAGAUGUUCUACAUUUAAUCGGUUCCAUGAAAAGUCAAAAUACUGGAUUAAUAUGAUUUUAUACAAGUGCAAUAUUGAUGUCAAAAGUUUGAUUCAAUCAUAUGUUUCGGCAAAUGAAGAGUUGAAUUUUGAUUCACCAAUUCAAUUUGGUUUAUCAUUUGCGUUGGAGAUGUCAGGAAGUAUUACAUCACAUGAUCGUGAGUCAUCUGCAAUUACAUAUGCCAAUGUUUCAGCAUUGGAUAGUUUGCCUACAACUGUCGCACAAUUGAACUGGAGAUCCACUUUUGUUUCACAAUUAAUGAACAAGUUACCAUUAAGAACUGAUGAAGAGUCCAAUAUUGCGUUUAAGGCAAUUAGAGAAAAAGUUUACAACACAAAAAGUCGUUUGUCUAGCUUGUCAACAACAACAGCAACAACAACAACAACAACAACAUUAUUAACAACAACAACAUCAUCAUCAACACCAACAUCAACACCAACAGCAUUGUUGUUAAAUAACGAUUAUCCGGAUAGUGCAGAGAUUACCAACUUGUUGACAGAAAUAGCAGGUCUUGCAUUGUUGAGUGACGUUAAUAAUGCAGAGUUGGUUAGAUAUAUGGUUGAAAUUCCAUUUCUUAUGUUUGAGCCAUCAGUAAUGAUUGGUGCUACAGGUGUUUGGUUUGAGGUAUUGAAGGAUAAACCCAAAUUGAGCAUGUUGUUAUUAAGUGAAGUGGCUAAGAAAUGGCAAGAGUCGAUUGAAUUGAGAAAGGGUUUGUUUUCUCAGGAGUAUGAUAUUGCUCACCCAGAGGUUGAAAAGAUGGAAUAUGCACCAAGUAAUAGUGUUGCUGUGCAUAGACUUGCCGAAAAGGCACAACGAAGCUUUGCACCACACUUGGAAAUCAUUAGAUUAUUUUCAAGUAACUUUGAAGCUACUUUAAAUCAAAGUGAUCAUUUGUUAAAAAUCUUUACUAGAUUUGUUGAAGUUGGUUUGAAGAAUUUGAAACACGCAUCGUAUCAUCCAUUAUCAAGAUUAGUUCGUUUUGAGUUUAUUAAAUUUUCAUUUGAAGUUUUGCAAUACCAUAUCAAGUUAGGUUCUAGAAGCUGUUUAAGCUUGACAAACUUGAUAUUUGAUGGUGGAUUGACAUGGUUUAGGCAAAGGAGUACUUACCCCUUUGGUGCCAAUAGAUUGAAAUUUAAAAGCGAAGCCAUUGUAAUGAAGGAUGUUGCCAGAAUGGCAGGUUCUAUUAUUACAAAUGCCAAGCUACUGGGAGACAUUGCAAUGAAGAAGUCAAUAUUUUUAUAUUUCCUUGAUGAUGAGAUUUACAAGUUUAAUGUUUGGAUGAGCAGUUUAAGUCCCGUUGAUACUCUGGGAACUUUGGUUUCACACCAGAUCAACGUAGCACAAGUAACUAAAGCUUAUGAACUUGAUCCAAUUUUGGCCAUCAACUUGGCAAUGAGAUUUAAGAUUAAAAACAUUGAUGAUCAUUUGCAGCAGUUGAUUAUCAAGAACCCAUUGCCUGCAGUGUUUUAUCCUGAUGCGGUUCAAUUUUUUAUUGGCAUCAAUGCGGGCACUCAUAUGCCAUCACAUCAAUUAUUAUUCUGGGAAGCAUUAUCACCCAUUGACGCAAUUACUUUAUUCUUGCCUCCAUUUGGUUCCAAUUCAUUUAUUUUACAAUAUACAAUGAGGUCUUUAGAAAGUCAUGAUGUUAAUUUGACCUUUUUUUAUGUUCCACAAAUUGUCCAGUCUUUGAGAUUUGACGCCAAGGGAUAUGUUGAGAGGUAUAUUAUUGAAACAGCAAAAGUGUCACAAUUGUUUGCUCAUCAAAUUAUCUGGAAUAUGUUGGCCAAUAGUUACAAAGACGAAGAUUCUUUGGAGCCUGAUGACUUGAAGCCUGUUUUAGAUCGAAUUCAAGAAACCAUGUUGAACAGUCUUAGCGAAAAGGAUUUAGAGUUUUACCAUAAGGAGUUUGGAUUCUUUAAUGAAGUUACUGAUAUAUCGGGUAAAUUGAAACCAUAUAUCAAGAAAUCAAAGCCAGAAAAGAAAGCCAAGAUUGAUGAGGAAAUGGCCUUGAUCAAGCUUGAGCCUGGUGUUUAUUUACCAUCCAAUCCUGACGGUGUAUUGGUUGACAUCAAUCGUAAAUCGGGUAAGCCAUUGCAAUCACACGCCAAGGCACCAUUUAUGGCUACGUUCAAGAUCAAGAAGAAUGUCAUUGAUUAUGAUGAAAAGGGACAAGAGCAAACGGUUGAAAUUGAGAAAUGGCAAAGCGCCAUAUUCAAAGUUGGAGAUGAUUGUAGACAGGAUGUUUUGGCAUUACAAUUAAUAUCAAUGUUCCGAACCAUUUGGCAAAAUUCAGGAUUGGAUCUUUAUGUGUUUCCUUAUCGAGUUACUGCUACUGCACCCGGUUGUGGUGUUAUUGAUGUUUUGCCCAAUUCAACGUCGAGAGAUAUGUUGGGUCGAGAGGCUGUGAAUGGAUUAUAUGAGUAUUUUAUUACCAAGUUUGGGCCAGAAAACUCUAUUGAAUUUCAACAGGCUAGGAAUAAUUUGGUAAAGUCGCUAGCAGCGUAUUCAAUUAUCUCUUAUUUGUUACAAUUUAAAGAUAGACAUAAUGGUAACAUUAUGUAUGAUGAACAAGGGCAUAUAUUACAUAUUGAUUUUGGUUUUUGUUUUGAUAUUGUGCCAGGAGGAGUUAAAUUUGAAAAUGUUCCAUUUAAGUUGACACAUGAGAUGAUUCUAGUUCUUGGUGGUAACGACGAAACUCAAGCAUUUAAAUGGUUUGAAGAGUUGUGUAUCAAGGGGUACCUAGCAUGUCGUCCAUAUAUGGAAGUAAUUGUUCGAACGGUUACUCCAAUGUUGGAAAGUGGACUACCAUGUUUUAAGGAUAGUACAAUAAAGAACCUUCGUCUGAGAUUUGUUCCUAAUAAGAGUGAAAAGGAAGCUGCCGUUUACUUUAAAAAGUUGAUUAAGGAAUCAAAGGAGAGUUUCUAUACUAAGGGUUAUGAUGAGUUUCAAAGACUCACCAAUGGUAUUCCAUAUUGA